This is a messenger RNA of Parasteatoda tepidariorum (common house spider), 1084 nucleotides long. The record is from RefSeq and is a predicted model, not a curated record. Lineage: Eukaryota; Metazoa; Arthropoda; Arachnida; Araneae; Theridiidae.
AGGGUUUUCUGGAGAGAAAAUUUGAUGGAUCAGACAAUAAACCUGCUCAGUAUUCUGGUCCAAAAUACACGGUAGUUGAAGUUUCUCCUUCGCAAACUAUCGAUGACGCCGAGUCAGAUUUAUCUGACACAGAGAGAAAAGAUGCAACGAACGAAGAAAAUACUCAAUUAAUACAACGAACGAAUAGUUCUGAACGAAACGUUCCGAAUAGUAAUACUUCCGACGAACCUGAAAAAUCUCUGAGCAUUAAUUCAGACAAAUCGAGCUUCCAAAACUCGAAUGAAGAAAAGUUAACAGAUGAUUGGUUGGUGAUAACAGACAAAAAAGAGGUUACUGAUGAUCAGAAAGGCACUGAAAUGAACAAUUUCAUCUUGGCGCGUCGGAAGUUCAACAACAGCAUUUUUCAAGACUGUUCUACUUACGAUAUCACGUGUCCUACUGCUCAUUUGAACGAAGUCAAUGAUAAAUGUUCUCAGCUAAGCAAUUCGCAGAACAAUAGUUCUUAUGUUCAUUCGUAUUCAACAACAGACAGUAUCUCACUUUGUUCUUCAGAAGACUAUUUAUCAAUUUGUUCCGAUAAGAAUAACAUACACACUGGUUCUGCAAAUCUUAAUGAACAUGGUGAAGACCAUACUGCCUUAUGCGAUACAUUCUUUACUCAUGUUGUGAGCGAGGAACAAUCAGAGGUAAAUCCAUUGUUUUCAAGUGAGCAGCCUAUAACCAACUGUAAAUCAUCGUUAACCGAAAGAGACCUCAACAUUGCCGAACAAAGUGAGAGCGAAAUCGAAGUCGCCAAACAUGAUGAACCACCUGUUAUGCCAGCAAAACGGAAAUUUUCUAGACGCCACCGUAAACGAAGCAGAAAAAGAACCAAAUCCAAGAAAUCUUAUGUUUAUGAAUGUACAAAAUGUGGUGUCUCUUAUUGUAUUCCUACCAAAGCAAUGAAUAACGUUGCUUGUUGCUUACAUUGCGACUUAUGGACUCCUGUCGAACCUGUUUUCGUGAGAAGAGAAAAAACAACGUGGAAUACAUGUCGUGUCAGCUAAAAAAAGGAAUUGUUUUUAGAUUGUUUAUUGUUCAUUAA